CCCUUGCCCCUGAAGGCCAGGGUGGUGACAGCCUCUAUAUAUUUAAAGAGGACCAGAGCCCCCUUACUCAGUUGAGCUGACUGACGGAGACCUCACAGGCAGACUUGACCUUGAUCAGAGAGGCCACACAAUGCCAAACUGGGGUGGCGGAGCAAAAUGCGGAGCCUGCGAGAAGACCGUGUACCACGCAGAAGAAAUCCAGUGCAAUGGAAGGAGUUUCCACAAGACCUGCUUCCUCUGCAUGGCCUGCAGGAAGGCUCUGGACAGCACCACAGUGGCCGCUCACGAGUCAGAGAUCUACUGUAAGGUCUGUUACGGGCGCAAGUAUGGCCCCAAGGGCAUUGGGUUCGGACAAGGAGCCGGCUGCCUCAGUACGGACACGGGCGAGCACCUGGGCCUGCAGUUCCAAGAGUCCCCAAAGGUGGCACGCUCGGCCACCACCAGCAACCCUUCCAAAUUUGCCAAGUUGGGAGAAUCCGAGAAGUGCCCCCGAUGCGGGAAGUCUGUCUAUGCCGCUGAGAAGGUGAUGGGAGGCGGCAAGCCAUGGCACAAGACCUGCUUCCGCUGUGCCAUCUGUGGGAAGAGUCUAGAAUCCACAAACGUCACUGACAAAGAUGGGGAACUUUAUUGCAAAGUUUGCUAUGCCAAAAAUUUUGGCCCUACUGGUAUUGGGUUUGGAGGUCUUACACAACAACCGGAAAAGAAAGAGUGAAAAGACACCGCUUCUCAGCUCUUUCGCCAACCUGAGGCUUCUGUGUGGUGUUCCUGCCCAGAUUUGGGGAAACCUUUCCCCCAAACAGCUUCUCAUUUGUCUGUGGACAUGAUUUCUCUUUAGAAGUGAUGACUGUUUGGGCCCAAAGUUAGAAGAGACCUUUGGAAGAAAAUGAUUAAAAGCCUAAUUUGUAACACAUGCUUCGUUAUUCACACCUGGUUGGGGUGG
Molecule: messenger RNA, 940 nt
Organism: Condylura cristata (star-nosed mole)
Lineage: Eukaryota; Metazoa; Chordata; Mammalia; Eulipotyphla; Talpidae
Gene: CSRP3
Product: cysteine and glycine-rich protein 3 (cardiac LIM protein)
Exons: 6
Coding region: 131-712 (193 amino acids)
Biological process (GO): cardiac muscle contraction; sarcomere organization; muscle tissue development
Cellular component (GO): cytoplasm; nucleus; Z disc
Molecular function (GO): actinin binding; structural constituent of muscle
Source: RefSeq, a predicted model, not a curated record